AUUCGCUUCAGAUUCACACUUACAAAGUUCAAGCUUGCUAAUUGUUGACUUCAUGAACAUGAAGAUGAGGAAUCUUCUUCCAGCUGUUUUUUUUGGACUUCUUGCCUUGAUCCACUCCUCACCUAUCGACUCUAUGACCCAGAUCCCUGCCAGGCCAGAGGAGGACGUUCUAGAAGAGGCCAUGACUGAUGGGUUCCUUGUUGAACACUUUGCUGGCCCCUCAUUCACAACUGAGCCACCCAAAAUAAAUACAACAGUUCAGGCAUCCCAGGCAUCUUUGGAAAUCUUACCUGAGGGCAGCGGUUUCUACCCUACUUCUACAACUGACUCACACAAAACGACCACAAACAACUUGCAGACAUUCUUUGUUGACCCAAGCGAGGGCAGUGGUUUCCUCGGGACACCUACGUCACCAACAACUGAAACACCUGAAAUCACUAGAACUAUUUCUCCAUCUCCACAAGUGACCUUAGAAACCCCAGUUGAGGGAAGUAGCUUCACUGAAUCCCCUACAACAGAAUCAUCGAAGCUAUCUACAAUGAUUCAACAGACGAGCACAGAUUUCCUAGCAGAUGGUGAUGGGGACAGUUCAGUUUUCAGUUUAGGUCCCACGACAACAUCUCCGAGUGCUUCAACUGCAUCAACCCCUACCUCCACAAAGGAGUCUGUGGAAUCACCGUCCAUUGAAGAUUCUAUAAGGCCAAUAGGCAGUAACUUUAACAGAAUAUUGGGAACAAAUCGAGAUGAGGUCUUUACCGAUGGAGUUUCAACAGAACAAGUUCAUCGCCCCCAUGAAUCAACAGAAGAUGAAAGCAUGCACAAAGGACACAGCACACCUGGUUGGAUCAUCAUCCUUGCAUUUCUAGUUGCUCUGGCUGCACUUAUAGCUCUUUGCGCUGCCAUUGCUACCAGAGAGAAAUGGAAUGGUCCACAGCAGACAUCUGAGACAACUGAGAAAAAAACUAAUGCUUCGAACCAGAAGAGGGAGCAGGAGAUGCAGACUUUCCUGCACAAAGAUGAGCCCAAAGAGAAUGGAAUGGAAACUGAGUACACGGUUAUUCCACUGGACGAUCUUGCUGACCAUUAUUCACAAGACUGAGUUUGAGAGACCAACUCUAUGCAGACUCAGCUGUUAAUCAUAAGACUGUUUCUUAAAGAAUAUAAAAUUUGAACAGAGGAACAAAACUUGACAGAAUUGCUUUUUUGAUCAGAAUUUUUUUCUGGACUUUAUCUGGCAGUCAAAAUUGUGUUCUGUUUUUCUUUUUUCUUAUUUUUUAAUGAUGCCUUUCAAAAGCUUUAAUGAGAUCUGUUCUUGAAACGUAAAAAAAAAAAAUUGCUGAGAUAUUUAUUGCCAUAUUCAACUUUUUUUAUUACUUGUAAGAUAGACAACCAUUCAUGUGUGGUGCACAAAUAUAGUUUAUUUCAUUUCAACAAGGAAAGAUUUUACAAUGUAUAUUAUUUUUUUCCUCUUUUUUUUUGUAUUUGUUUUAAUAUUAUUUGAGAGUCUUGAUAGUAAUCUUAUUGAAUAAUGUAUUGUGAGUUCUAACUUAUAUGAAACUGCUCUGCUGCUUUCCCAUUUUCAUUUUGCAAGCUGGGAGCUCAGCUUGCUAACUCCACUGCUCUUCCUUCUCCCACACAGCACUUCAAAGGUUGUGAAAUGCACUUGCAGAAUAUUCAUUGCAUCCCACGUCAAACAGGAAAUAAACACAACAGAAACACA
Molecule: messenger RNA, 1720 nt
Organism: Xiphophorus couchianus (Monterrey platyfish)
Lineage: Eukaryota; Metazoa; Chordata; Actinopteri; Cyprinodontiformes; Poeciliidae
Product: mucin-5AC-like
Exons: 5
Coding region: 53-1099 (348 amino acids)
Source: RefSeq, a predicted model, not a curated record